This is a messenger RNA of Myotis davidii, 3747 nucleotides long. It is a transcript of the gene SIMC1, whose product is annotated as SUMO interacting motifs containing 1. Bases 1 to 3069 code for a protein of 1022 amino acids. Lineage: Eukaryota; Metazoa; Chordata; Mammalia; Chiroptera; Vespertilionidae. The record is from RefSeq and is a predicted model, not a curated record. The transcript is spliced from 11 exons.
AUGGCGACGGUGGCUGAGGCAGAGGCGCUAAGGUUUAUCUUCUUAGAUCAAGCUGAGACUAUCUACUUGACCCUCUGUCUUCUCACAAUCCUUUGCCAGGACUUCAUUGACUUAACCAGAGAAACCAGACCAAGGCCAAAGGACCGCAGUGCAAUCUGUGUGAUUGACCUGACAAGAGCUGAGGAAGAAAGCAGACCUAUUGCCACUCUUGACUUGACUGUAGAACCCGUUGCUCCUUGCCAGAAGGAGUCACCCAAUCUUCAGACAUGUGCCAGCCUCUCCAGCAAAGAGGCGACGGAAGGGCGGGUAGACAGAAGCUCUUGGCCUGCAGCACGGAGAGUCAUUAACCGCGACCCUGUGGAUGUGGACCUUUUGGAGGAAGCCACAUUUGAAGGCUCCCAACCCCCUGCAUCCAUCAGUGGGGACUCUGUUUAUCCAGCACAGCCGAACUGUAGCUCAGCUGCAUUCAAAGAUGACUUUAGCUUCUUGGCAGGCCUUGAGCUAUCUUCAGAUGCUCACUCCCUCUCUCCAAUAAGCAAUAAUGGUCACAGCAGCAAUCACAGGGUGCCCUUGCCAUGCCCACAGCAAGAUGUACCUUGCCCACCACACGCCUUGCCAUGCCCACUGCAAGCCUUGCCAUGUCCACCACGAGCCUCCUCCUGCCCACCACGAGCCUUGUCGUGCCCAUCACAACCUGUGCAGUGCCAACUACAAGCUUUGCCUAACCUGUCUCAAGAAAUGCCAUGCCCUCAGAAUAUGUCAUGCCCUCAGCAAAAUAUGACAAGCCCACCUCAGGACUCAUGGCAUCCUCAACAUUUACCAUGCCCACCUCAGGACUCAUGGCAUCCUCAACACUUACCAUGCCCAUCUCAGGACUCAUGGCAUCCUCAACAUUUACCAUGCCCACCUCAGGACUCAUCAUGGCAUCCUCAACACUCACCAAGCCGACCUCAAAAUACAUCAUGGCAUCCUCAACACUCACCAAGCCGACCUCAGAACACAUCAUGGCAUCCUCAACACUCACCAAGCCCAUCUCAAGACAGACUCUGCCCGUCUCAAGACUCUCUGGGCCUACCUCAAUGCGUACCUGGCCCACCUCAAAACAUAUCCUAUCCACAAGAUGUGGCACAGCUGCAAGACAUGCCACGGUUACUGGGAGACAUGCCACAGCCACCAGAUAUGCCACAGUCAUCAGGAAACAUGUCACAGUCAUUGCGAGAUGCUCCACGGUCACCAAGAGAUGCACCACAGACACCAAGCUAUGCACCACAAUCACCAAGAGAUACACCACAGAUACCAAGAGAUGCACCAUGGUCACCAAGAGGUGUGCCACAGUCACCUAGAGAUGUGCCACCAUCACCAAGAGCUGCACCGCAGUCACCAAGAAGUGUGCCACAGUCACCAAGAGGUGUGCCACAGUCAACUGGAGAAGUCUCACAUUUACCAGAUGUGCUGCGUUCACCUGGAGACAUGCCACACUUGCCAGGAAACAGGCCUAACUCUCCCCCAAAUGAUGUACAGAACCAUGACACUCCUAUGGAUGUCUCAGCUCCGUCUUCUCCAAGCUGCUCUCUCAGCCCACAGUCUCCACAGUCUAAAACUUCCUUAGAGAAAAUUUCCUGGCUCUCUGUCCCAGAAACUCCAGCCAGAAAGGAGAUAGCAAUGUCAGAGCCUGCCAACCCCGGGUCUGCCCACAUACAAGCACGAACACCACCAGGCGUGUUGUACCACAGACCCUGCCUGCAUAGACUGAAGUACUUCUUACGACCUCCGGUGCAUCACCUCUUCUUCCAGACACUAAUACCCGAUAAAGACGUAAGAGAGAACAAGGGUCAAAAAUUAGAACCCAUCCCCCAUCGAAGACUAAGAAUGGUAACAAACACCAUUGAAGAAAAUUUUCCCCUGGGGACGGUGCAGUUUUUGAUGGACUUCGUGUCACCCCAGCAUUACCCACCCAGAGAAAUCGUGGCUCACAUCAUCCAGAAAAUCCUGCUCAGUGGCUCUGAGUCCGUGGACGUCCUAAAGGAGGCCUACAUGCUUCUCAUGAAAAUUCAACAGCUCCAUCCAGCUAACGCCAAGACCGUGGAGUGGGACUGGAAGCUGCUCACGUACAUCAUGGAGGAAGAGGGACAGCAUCUGCCUGGGCGAGUCCUUUUCCUGCGCUAUGUGGUCCAGACCCUGGAGGACGACUUCCAGCACAUCCUGCGGAAGCAGCGCCAGCACCUGCAGCAGUCCAUUGCCAGCAUGGUGCUCUCCUGUGACAAGCAGCCCCACAACGUCAGAGACGUGAUCAAGUGGUUGGUUAAAGCAGUGACGGAAGGUGGAUUACCUCAGCCCCCAAAUGGGAGUCACACCUGUUCGGGAACAGGCGCCAUGAAGGCCAGCAGUAGCCACGCUUCUCCCCAGCCUCCUCUGACGAAGAACACCACUCAGGUGAUUGUGUGCCAGCUGCAGAGGAUGCUGUCCAUAGCCGUGGAGGUGGACAGGACCCCCACCUGCAGCUCGAAUAAAAUUGCCGAGAUGAUGUUUGGGUUUGUGCUGGACAUUCCGGAGAGGAGUCAGAGAGAGAUGUUCUUUACCACCAUGGAGAGCCACCUUCUGCGCUGCAAAGUGUUGGAGAUCAUAUUCCUGCACAGCUGCGAGACGCCCACCCGCCUGCCCCUGUCUCUGGCCCAGGCCCUCUACUUCCUGAACCAUUCCACGUCGCUGCUCAAGUGUCAGUCGGACAAAACCCAGUGGCAGACGUGGGAUGAGCUGGUCGAGCACCUGCAGUUUCUGUUAUCCAGCUAUCAACAUGUUCUCAGAGAGCAUUUACGGAGUUCGGUGAUCGAUCGAAAAGACUUAAUAAUCAAAAGGAUUAAGCCCAAGCCCCAGCAAGGCGAUGACAUCACAGUGGUGGACGUGGAGAAGCAGAUCGAGGCCUUCCGCAGCCGCCUGGUCCGGAUGCUGGGAGAGCCCCUGGUCCCCCAGCUCCGAGACAAAGUGCACUUGUUGAAGCUCCUGCUCUUCUACGCUGCGGACCUGAACCCCGACGCAGAGCCCUCCCCCAAGCCCUGGAGCAGCCCCUGAGGUCCGGCUAUGCACUGAGCACCAAGAAUACCUCUUGAACUGUAUCGCCAACUACUUGCAAGUUCUGAAAGUAUGGAAAGUAGUUCAAAGUCUUACAGGACCAAACCUAUCUUAUUUAUCUGUAGGCUAUAAUAACUUUCUCUUUAGUAAUACCUUUUUAAAAUAAUCCUAUCAUAGCCUAUUCUCAAAUAUGGCUUAAAUAUACAAGGUGUAUAUAUUUUUUGAUAAAUUAUUUAUCUAUACUUUUUGAAACAGGUAAUACUAUAUGCACUUACAUGUUUAACAUUUCCAUUCAGGAUGUGAAAAAAAUCCCUCUGAACAAAUCCUAGACAUCAAAUGUUACUCAAGGUACUGAUGAUCCGUUUUGAAAGAGAGAGACACAUUCAUUUCUCCCCAAUGGAACACAAACAUCAAUAUUAGACCUGUUAUAUUGCCUAUGAAUUUGAUUUUGUGGCAAGUCUAUUAAGAUCUAAUGUAACGGGGGAAGGAGGAAGGUUAGAAAUAAGAGGAUGAGUGUUAUAAAAAAUGUUAAAAGGAUACAAUAAAAAGGCAAUGGUUUUUCAAAAUACCAAGUUUACCUGCUUAUCAUGGCUAUGAAUAAGCAGAAUGCAAUAACGACUCUUAACAGGACAAAAACAACAGCUAUGCACAUUUGAGAAAGUAGUAAGGAAUUUUAUU